UCGGCUUGAGCGGCAGCAUCGCUUUGGGACAGCUGUCAGGUCGUGGCGCGGCCGCCAUGGAACGGCUGGGAGAGGAGGAAGAAGAGGCGGCUGCUGAGGAAGGAGACGCGCUCGCCUUGCUCGUCAGGAGGCAGCGCAAGGAGAAGCGGGAGCUGCAGGCCAAAAUCCAAGGGAUGAAAAAUACUGUUCCAAAGAAUGAUAAAAAGAGAAGAAAACAGCUUUCAGAUGAUGUUGCCAAACUGGAGGCGAAUCUGGAACAAAAGCAUAAAGAGGAGAUGGAGAAGCUGAAGGAGACACCACCUGAGCAGAUUACGGAGGAUUCAGCAGCUGUAAGUAUGGCAAGACUCGAGCUGGAGAGUACACAACAUGCUCAGCCUUCCCGAAUAUCAAAAGCACAGAAGAGGCGGGAGAAAAAAGCUGCAUUGGAGAAGGAAAGAGAAGAGAGAAUAGCGGAAGCUGAGAUAGAAAAUUUAACAGGAGCUAGGCAUCUUGAAAGUCAGAAACUUGCGCACGUUUUGUCAACAAGGCAACUGGAAAUCAAACAGGUCCCCUCUGAUGGCCAUUGCAUGUACAGAGCGGUAGAAGAUCAGCUCAAGGAGCAACAAAACUCCUGGACUGUUGCAACUCUUAGGAUUCAGACUGCAGAGUACAUGAGAAGUCAUGCAGAUGACUUCUUACCAUUUCUGACAAAUCCAAAUACAGGCGAUGUGUACAGUCAAGAUGAAUUUGAAAAAUACUGUUGUGAUAUAGCAAACACAGCUGCUUGGGGUGGUCAGUUAGAAUUAAGAGCUCUAUCACACAUUUUGCAAACACCUAUUGAAGUGGUGCAGAUGGAUUCACCUCCCAUUAUUGUUGGAGAAGAAUACAAUAGGAAGCCACUAAUACUUGUGUAUAUGAGACAUGCUUAUGGAUUAGGAGAACAUUAUAAUUCUGUAAAACCUCUAUCGGACAUGACUACAGAUAACAAAUGCUAGCACACAGCUCCUCAGAAGACAUGAAUGUUGGAUAUUUUGCACUUGAAGCUAUUCAUCUUUGGAUAGAUCUUAAAGCAAACUGAUUCUGUCCUUUUUUAAUAAGACACAGAUGUUUCUGGUGUGUGUAUAUAUAAAAUACUAGAAAUCUGUUUUUAAGCAGAAUAGAUACUGAUGUAAAUCAUGUUUUAGAAAAUUGUCCCUAAUAAAUAAUAAAUAAAUAGUAUAUUGCUGAAUAUUUGGCUGGCACUGCAUCCUCUGCUUGGUGGUAAAAUCAGUAACUGUUGCAGUUCUAUGAACAGAACAUUUUCUAUGAACAGAACUAAUUAGAUGCAAGAAGAAAUGGAAUUAAGAUACUUUAAAUUGUAAUGCAAAAUUGAAACACUAUUGAAGGCAUAUUAGGACACUAUAAGGUACCUCUUAUAGUUGAAGUGCUUUAAAAGAUACAAAUUACAUUUUUUCUUCGCCUAACUUCACAAUCCAAAGUAAUGUUUGAAGGGUUGGACAUUCCAGGUGCAUUUCAUUCAAAUGCUCAGAAGCCUGGGUUUGGUUUUUGUCGGUUUUAGCUUUUUAAAAAAAAUGAGUUUUGAUUUCUUCUUUGGUGUGAAAUAACCUGUUUCUUUCUCCAUCUUAACAUGUAGAAAGAGCCUUCCUAGACACAUAAGUAGGAAGACAUUGUGCUGCUGGCCCUGGUCAUUUCAAACAUAAUACAUACUCUACAUGGUAACCUAAGAAAUGCAUGGCAGUUUUAUUUCAUUCUUCCAAAAUUUGUGCAAAGUGGCUUACAAUGCAGAUGGCUUACAACACAGAUGCCUUGAUUCUCAGGAUGCUAUUAGGUCAAAAUUGCUGCCACAUAGCAUAUAUACUGUCCAUGUGGAGAUAUUAAUUUACCCAGAAGUCACCUUCAAGUAAACUGAGCCAAUCGCAUUUGUAUGAUGCAAAAGCUGGAACUUUUAAAGCGCAACUAAGGCUUAAAAAGCACUACUGAUCAAACUCGGUUGUGAAAACAGCUGCUUCUAUUUAAAAUCCUUGCAUAUAAUUUUUGUUCAUAAUAGUUGAGGCAUAAUAAACAAUGCCAUCUUACACAGUUAUACUUUUCUAAGACUGUUAUUUCAAUGGACUUUGAAGGGUGUAACUUUCCUUAGGAUUGCACUGUAAAGGUACAGCCAGACUUAAGUUAUUUGAUGUCUUGUUGUGUACAAAAAUGUCAAUUACAUGUAAUGAUCUAUAAUAAAGUAUGUUUUUGUUUCUUCA
Eublepharis macularius is the source of this 2225-nucleotide messenger RNA. RefSeq names its product OTU deubiquitinase 6B (gene OTUD6B). Gene Ontology annotation, molecular function: cysteine-type deubiquitinase activity. Lineage: Eukaryota; Metazoa; Chordata; Lepidosauria; Squamata; Eublepharidae. Gene Ontology annotation, biological process: protein deubiquitination. The record is from RefSeq and is a predicted model, not a curated record. The coding region runs from base 57 to 974 and encodes 305 amino acids. The transcript is spliced from 7 exons.